AUGAGCAAGAGACAAAUUGAAUCGGAUUCUGACAUAGACGUCAGCUCAACUGAUGAAUCUGACAACGAGUUGGGCCAUCAAGGAAAUGGUGGGGACCGUGAUGUUGACAUGCAAGAAACUGUCAAUGUCGACUUUGAUUUUUUCGAUUUGAAUCCUGAUGUCGAUUUCCAUGCAUUGAAGAAUUUCCUACGUCAACUAUUCGGCGAUGAUCACGGUGAGUUUGACACAAGUGGGAUUGCCGAUUUGAUAUUGGCCAAGAACGGAGUGGGUACUACGAUCAAGACUGAAGGACAAGAAAGCGAUCCGUAUGCACUCUUGAGUGUUUUCAGUAUAUCCAACAAUUUGACUCAACCCAGUGUUAAGCAAUUGGUUGAGUAUGUUUUGAAGCAAACAAGAAACAAACUAGAGUUCAACGUCACGUUGAAGAAGUUGUUACAGCCAAAUACGAGUGGGAGCUCAACAUCAUCACCUAAAGUUGGAUUGAUUGUGAGUGAACGAUUGAUAAAUAUGCCAAUUGAAGUAGUGCCACCCAUGUACAAGAUGCUACUGGAAGAAAUGCAAAAAGCAGACAAUGCAAAUGAACGAUUCAAUUUCGAUUACUUUUUGAUUAUUUCCAAAGUUUACCAAUUGGUUGAUGCGGUAGAGAAGGAUGAUGUUGAUGAUGAUGACGUUACAAAUAAGGGCAAAAAGAGGAAAACCGGGGACCAAAAGCCAGCCGAAUUUGAUUAUUUCCAUUUGGAGGACCAAAUUUUGGAAGCGAAUGCUACUUACAAAGGUGUAUUUGAUUACAAGAACAAGAAUCAACAGGAGACGGAUUCAAGAAGAGUAUUUACUGAUUAUGGAAUUGAUCCCAAAUUAAGCAUCAUAUUGAUAAGCAAGGAUAAUUUAGCUAAAUCGGUAACGGAAAUGGAACAACAAUUUCCAGCCCCAUAG
Molecule: messenger RNA, 933 nt
Organism: Lodderomyces theae
Lineage: Eukaryota; Fungi; Ascomycota; Pichiomycetes; Serinales; Debaryomycetaceae
Product: protein-transporting protein
Exons: 1
Coding region: 1-933 (310 amino acids)
Cellular component (GO): nucleus
Source: RefSeq, a predicted model, not a curated record